This is a messenger RNA of Hevea brasiliensis (rubber tree), 3381 nucleotides long. Its product is annotated as zinc finger protein VAR3, chloroplastic. The transcript is spliced from 5 exons. The record is from RefSeq and is a predicted model, not a curated record. The coding region runs from base 179 to 2971 and encodes 930 amino acids. Gene Ontology annotation, cellular component: cytoplasm. Gene Ontology annotation, molecular function: mRNA binding. Lineage: Eukaryota; Viridiplantae; Streptophyta; Magnoliopsida; Malpighiales; Euphorbiaceae.
AAUAUAUGAUAUUUAAAAAAAUGGUUUAUCAUCAAAGAUACUUCCAUCUAGGAAAUUAGUGUUGUGUUUCUUGGCCGGACGGUACACCAGCACUGGGGUUUUAGAGCCACCGUCGUCCGUCAUCAUGGCUCCUUGCUGAUUGCCCUUCUUGCAUUUCCGCCCCUAAUUUACCAGAAGAAUGGGCGGCGCCACCAGGUUUCUCAUGUUUCUCACCACCAUCACUACUCCAUUCCCGCUGCUCCACCGCCGCUGCCCAACUCUUCUGAGCUUCUGCCGCCAUCGGCACCGAGUCCUGUCUUCUUCGUCUUGCCUUUUUCACCACCACCUCCCUUCCUAUCUUUCUUACACUCUUCCCCGCCCCUUAAGAAUCGAUGCCUCCCACCAACUCCACACCCAAACCGCCUCUGCCUCUGCCUCUGCCCAUUUCGCCGAACCUUCCUCCUCCUUACCUUGGGCCUUCCAACCGUGGCCCGAGUGGUCCAAUUUCAUCCAUAAUCUAUCUGCCGCUGGAUAUUUCAAUAGGCAAAAAUUUGGCAUCCAAAUUGAUUUAGAAUUCGUGGCAGGCAUUAAUUUGCCAGAGGACUUUGCAGGUGCUGCCGCUGCUUGCUUGGCAUUCGCCCGCGAAAGGCCUGAUCUUUUAGGGAUGCUAUCGAAAAGAGAUAUUGAGGUGGUUGUUGAGAAAGGGAUGCCCUUCUUGUUUAAAAAUGGUGAUGACUCAGGGAAGAGGAUGAGGUCGUUUUUGGGCAGUGGCGAUAGUAAUGUGCAGAAUACAGAUAGAGCGCACACUAUUGACUUGAUGAGGUUUUUAUUAAGUUAUGCAAGCAGUCUUGUUUCUUUUGAGAAGAACAAUAUACCCAAUAGAGAACUUGUGGAAUCAUCUGUUAGGAAUCUCUUGAGUGAAUUGGCCCAGCUGAGCUAUGCUCCAGCCUCAAACCCAUCUGUGUCAGUGCAAAAUCAGUUCCCAGAUAGAUAUGGACAAGCACCAAGUCCUCCUGGGCAAAACAUUGAAAUGAAAAGAGGCGACUGGAUUUGCCCAAGGUGUAGUUUCAUGAAUUUUGCAAGAAAUGUGAAAUGCCUUGAAUGUGAAGAAGCACGCCCAAAGAGGCAGCUUACUGGUGGGGAGUGGGAGUGUCCUGAAUGUGAUUUCUUUAAUUAUGCAAGGAACAUGGUAUGCUUAAGGUGUGAUUGCAAGCGGCCUGGAGAGGUCUUGUUUGGUACUACCAAUUCUGGAUCAGCUCUGGGAUAUGGCAAUGGGAGCAACACAAAUAAGGCUGAUGUGGAUAGCAGGCUAGCUGCCAAUGAAGAGAAGGCACAACGGUGGUUUAGCAAACUUUCUCAGCUGGAUAGUUCUUCAGACAUGAGCAGUGCCAUAGCUGAUGAAGAUUUCCCUGAAAUCAUUCCAUUGAGGAAAGGAGUCAAUAGAUUUGUUGUGAGCACAAGGAAAACUCCACUUGAAAGGAGGCUGGCCAAUGCCCAGUAUAGAAGAAACCUGGGUAAUGAUGGCAUUUUUGAGGUUGGUAGUCUUCAAAGCACGCAAUCAAUCAAUCAAGGUUUAGAUGAGAUUCUUGGUCCUAAGACAGCUGCUUCAGAAUCAGAUAACAGGACUCUCAGUACUGGACAAAUUGCAGGAACAAAUACUCCCUCUUCUGCUUCUAAUUCAACUUCACCACAGUAUGGUGCCCCCAGAGGAAGUAAUUAUGUUCCAUUUGUGCCACUGCCUGCAGAUAUGUUUGCCAAGAAACCUGAUGAAUUGAAGAUGGAUAAGAGUGAUAAGUUGGAGAUGGAUGAUAAAUCCCUAUCUUCAAGCACUAGUGAGCAAACAGGAGCAGUUUCUGGAAGAAAAGAAUAUGGUAAAUCAUCAGACAGUCGGCAGCCCUCUGAGAAGCCUGCGGGCGAGACCCUGAACAAUGAAAAAGAGAAAGAACAAGCUGAAAAAUCUGAGAGAUGGUUUAAGAGAGUUGCAGAGCUGCAUAAUGUUACAGAUCUGGCUAGUGCAAUUUCAGAUGAGGACUUCUUUGAGAUCAUGCCAAAACGCAAAGGAGAGAAUCAAUUUGUAGUCAGUAAAAGGAAAGAUCGAUCUUUGACUUCUCCAAUGUACAAGAGACGUAUGGCCAUGGAGCAGGCUAAUGAUUCCAAUUUUGUGCCCUUUGUCCCCUUCCCACCAAACUACUUUGCUAAAAAGGAUAACCAGCAGCCAGAUAUGGCUGAUUCAACUAAUAAUGCUACAAGUGGAACUGCAAAUUCUGCAACACUGGAGAAGCUCCCUGAGAAGUUGGAUGACAGUAAACCUGGGAUGCCUGGUGCAUCACAUGUUCAAGGGAUGAAAAACCAACAAUGCGGUGCAAGGAGCACAGAUUCAAGAACUUGGGAAAUUUCGAAUGAAAUGAAAGCAGGUGCAUCUCCUGGGGCAUUAACAAGUGUAAAUUCAACUCAAAAUGUUGUUGAUCCCCAGUCUAAUAGCAGGGAUGGUUGGAGCAGUGGAUAUUAUAGAAAUGAAAAUAUUACUGGGACACCAAAUCUGAUGGGGAGUUCACCACAGAAUCUUACUAAUUCCCCAACAAAUGACAAUGACAGUGGGUGCAGAGGAUUCCCCAGUAAGAAGGAUGUCAAGGAGGAACCUAGGUUGACAGCGACUACAUCUCAUCCAUCUGAGAAUCAGAAAAAUGGAGAUAGCUGGACUGGAAAAAGCUUGGAAGGGUCAGCAGUGAAGGAACCAGAUCCUUUGGACAUGUCAGAGGAGGCCAAGGCAGAGAGGUGGUUCCGACGUGUUGCCCAGAUCAAGGACAUAUCAGAGUUGAGCCAGAUCCCAGAUGAAGAUUUCCCCUCGAUAAUGCCAAUGCGGAAAGGUGUUAAUAGAUUUGUUGUGAGCAAAAGGAAAACGCCGUUAGAGAGGAGGUUGACAUCUACUCAGCACAGAAGGAAUCUUCCAAUUGUGAACUCUGAUCCAGUGAAGGAAAGUGACAAUAGCUGAUGCAUCAUUGAAAGAUUAUACUAGAAGUUAUUUGAAUCUGACAUGGACAUUCAUCCUUUGCAAAUUUUGUUACUUUAAGUCAAGAUAAGAAACCUUUCUAGGACACACUGUUAGGUGGUGUAGUAUCCACUUGAGUAAUUAUUUCGCUUGACGAGAGUAUCUGGGUUGAAGGGUAGCGGACUGGACUGGAUCAAAGUUCUACUGAAGAGUAUAUAGCCUGUCUCGGAAUUGCGGCUUUCAGGUGCUUCUGCCAAUGCAAUAAAAUCAUGAUGCUCAACGUGGGAAAAAUACAGUGUAACAUGCUUGUGUAUGUUUGACGUUGUUUACAUUUUUAAGCCGAAGAAAUCGUUUGUGCAAAUAUUACAUUAUGCUCAGCUUCGAUGAAGUUUACACAUUACAUUGUCUCUGAA